Molecule: messenger RNA, 3032 nt
Organism: Engraulis encrasicolus (European anchovy)
Lineage: Eukaryota; Metazoa; Chordata; Actinopteri; Clupeiformes; Engraulidae
Gene: prpf39
Product: PRP39 pre-mRNA processing factor 39 homolog (yeast)
Exons: 15
Coding region: 107-2554 (815 amino acids)
Biological process (GO): mRNA 5'-splice site recognition; RNA processing
Cellular component (GO): commitment complex; U1 snRNP; U2-type prespliceosome
Molecular function (GO): protein binding; pre-mRNA 5'-splice site binding
Source: RefSeq, a predicted model, not a curated record
UGUCCUUCUUGGUGAAGUUACCAAAGAAUGAAAUUUCAGACACAGACACAUGUUCGCUAGAUAACUACAAAGUAGUCUACAUUUGUACAUUACCUAUUCUUAUUUCAUGGAAGACACCGAGCCCAUGACUGAGAUGGUGGACUCAAACGGGCCGGAGAAUGGCGGGGGGGAACCGGACCUGGCCGACAUCACGCCCCCCAAGAGCAAGAAGGGUGGCCGCAAGUCCAAACGUGGCCGCAAGAGGCAGCGGAGACUGGAGGAAGAGGAGGAGGAGGAGGAAGAGGCAGGGAUGAGGGGCGACGCCGCCAUGCAGGAGCCGGACUCCGACAAUGACACUGCAGCUGCACUUGCGGCCGUAGCAGUAACCGUUGAGUCGCCGCCGAUGGCAGCUCCAGCACCGCUGCCGCCGUCACCGCUACCUGCCGAACCAGAAGAGGAAACAGAGGAGCUGCCCGACCACACCACCACCUUCGCUGCCACCACCACUGGAAGCCCUGCCAACAUGGAGCUGGAGGAUGCUGUGAAGGAGGCGGAGCCUGGGGAGGAGGAGGACACACCUAUGGUGCUGUCUGAGCCGGGAGAGGGAGAGGGGGAGAGAGAGACAGAGGGCGCCAAAGCGGGGGAUGCGAGUGGAGCGCCAGAUGGAGUGGUCGAACCUGAGGCCGAGGCUAGGGUUGAGACGGAGGCUCCGUUCCCCUCGGAAUACGACCGCCUCUACAAGGUGGUGGAGGAAAACGUGGAGGACUUUAACGCCUGGGUCUACCUACUGCAGUAUGUGGAGCAGGAGAAUCACUUGGCGGCGGCUCAGAAGGCGUUCGAUGCAUUCUUCCAGCACUACCCGUAUUGCUACGGCUACUGGAAGAAGUUUGCAGACAUCGAGAAGAAGAACGGAAACGUGCACAUAGCAGACGAGGUGUACAGGCGAGGUCUGCAGGCCAUUCCCCUCAGUGUGGAUCUGUGGCUUCACUACAUCGCCUUCGUGAAGGACAACCAGGACACCAGUGACGGCGAAGCAGAGGGGCGCAUCAGGGCCACCUAUGAGCAUGCAGCACUGGCGGCAGGUACGGAUUUCCGCUCGGACCGGCUUUGGGAGGCCUACGUUGCCUGGGAGACGGAACAAAACAAACCAGCCAACGUCACAGCCAUCUACGACAGAGUACUGGGCAUCCCCACCCAGCUCUACUCACAACACUUCCAGAGGUUUAAGGAGCAUGUGCAGAGCAGCAACCCCAAGCACUUCCUGUCGGAGACGGAGUUUGUGGCUCUGAGGAAGGAGCUGGCGGCAGGCAGCGUAACCGGGAGCGACGGGGAGGAGGCGGGAUCACCGCCUGGCGAGGAGCUCCCUCCUGGCACCGAGGACCUGGCCGACCCUGCCAAGCGUGUGACAGAGAUCGAGAACAUGAGGCACAAGGUCAUCGAGGCACGCCAGGAGAUCUUCAACCACAACGAACACGAAGUUAGCAAACGCUGGGCCUUCGAAGAGGGGAUCAAGCGUCCGUAUUUCCACGUGAAGCCUCUUGAGAAGUCCCAGCUGAGUAACUGGCGGGAGUACCUGGACUUUGAGCUGGAGAACGGCACUCCAGAGCGGGCCGUGGUGCUGUUCGAGAGGUGCCUCAUCGCCUGCGCCCUCUACGAGGAGUUCUGGAUCAAGUAUGCCAAGUACCUGGAGGGCUACAGUAUUGAAGGGGUUCGUCACGUCUAUAAGAAGGCCUGCACCAUCCACCUGCCCAAGAAGCCCACUGUACAUCUGCUCUGGGCCGCCUUCGAGGAACAGCAAGGCAGCAUAGACGAGGCCCGGCGCGUCCUCAAGAGCCUGGAAGAGGCGGUGCCCGGCCUGGCCAUGGUGCGGCUGCGGCGCGUCAGCCUGGAGCGUCGCCACGGCAACCUGGAGGAGGCGGAAGCCCUGCUGCGAGACGCCAUGGUGACGGGAUCGGCGCAGAGUGACGGCACCGAGAUCAGCAAGGAAGUAGAGACGGACGCCGCCAGCCACGCCACCACCACCUCAUUCUACGCCGUCAAGCUCGCCAGGCAGCUCAUGAAGGUGCAGCGGAGCAAAGGAAAAGCCAAGAAGGUGCUUCUGGAAGCCAUCGAGAAAGACCAGGCGAGCCCCAAGCUGUACCUGAACCUUUUGGAGCUGGAGUACAGCGGUGACGUGCAGCAGAAUGAGGCGGACAUCGUGGCGUGUUUCGACCGCGCGCUCCGCAGCUCCAUGCCCCUGGAGGCCCGCUUGACCUUCGCACAGCGCAAGGUCGAGUUCCUCGAGGACUUCGGCAGCGACGUCAACGUACUCGUAGCUGCGUAUGAGGAGCACCAGAAGUUGCUGCGGGACAGUGACUCUACGAAGAGGAAAGCUGAGAACGGGUCCCAAGAGCCUGACACCAAGCGGCAGAAAAUCGAUGAGGCCUCGACCAAUCAGGUGACGCCGGACAUGCAGACGGGACAACAGGCCUACAACUACAACUGGUACCAGCAGCAAUAUGGCUACCAGAACACCUGGGGCCAGUAUAACCAGUACGCCCAGUACAGCCAAUACUACCCUCCUCCCCCCACAUGAUCUCCAGGACAACCUGGCGUGACGGAGUGACGGGAGGCUGUGGACAGAGACAGCGUCCCUUUUUAACCCUGCUGACGCCAGCGUGUUGCCCCUGAUGACCACCAGACUGUACCUGGCGACCGCAAUCGACGUCAGCAUUUCACCCCUAACCCCCCCAUGCGUGUUUGGCCGUGUGUGUGUGUGUGUUUGUAUAUUUGUGUAUCUUCAAAUUAUUUUACUUUGCCUUCCCCUCACAUGUGAAGCAACAGAGUGGAUGAGAUUCUUUUCUGUCUUUUAUUUUUUUUGGAAAUGGUUUAGCCUGGAGUGAACUCUGCCUUUUAAGAAAUCUGGUUGUGUUUGAACAAAAUGAAGGUUUGAAAAGCAUACUGAACCCCUUGCUAUUAUUUUAUUUCUUCAACAUCCUUUUGAAUGUGUUUUGGGGCAAAAAGAUUUUUUUUUAAUUUUUGAAUUUCAUAAUAAAGUGAUAUCAUUACUUUCA